AUGUGAAAAACAAGUUGUCAGUUUAUUGUUGAUUGGUUGUUGUGAUGCAGAUGAAAGAACUUUUUUUGUUGAAUAUAAGAGGAAUAUCAGCGUUUUUCAUAUAAAAACACAAUCUUUUGCAGGUUCCUGCAUCUUUAAAAACUGUAAUGGUUACUGUAAUCCUACUUUAACAAAGAAAACACUUUUGUUUGCUGAAAUGAAGGUAUUAUGAAAAACUGGGUGGGCUCUGAGAGCAACAUGAUGUUGUUAGGUUAUUGUUCGAUCUUUUCGUUUAAGUGUAUGAAUAAAGUAAGUCAAAGGUGAGUCAAGACUUUCUCCAUUAUUUUUCCCACCAGUAUUGUGCAAUCUUUUGUAAUCUUUGAACACUGGAAUAGGCUUUUGAUCUUUAUAAUGCUCAUAUUGAUAACUAAUUAGUGGAGUUUUAUGUAAUCUCCGAUAGAGCUCUUCUGUUUGUUCCUUGAGAAAGCUUGAGGAUUGCGAUUAAUGUGUAAUAGUGCGAGGAAUAAAGUGAGUGUUUUGUAAAAACACUGAGCCCAAGUUAUCCAAUGAUAUUUCAAGGAAACACCAUUUUGCAUCCUUGGUAAUCCUGACUGUGAAAUGACAAUUGCAAAGGGAGGUCAUGAAGUCAUAACUUCAAUAAGCUUCAACUAACCUCAACACCUUCAGACGGAUUUGACAUUACAGCUGGUCAUAGGCCAACUCCUUGUAACUUUUUCCACUGGAUUUUCAAGUUUUCCAUUGGCACAUUUUACAUUAUAUGAUUCACAAAGUUAUGGAAGCCUUUUUCUGUCUCAGUUAAAAAUAAAAGCAAUUGUAAGAUAAAGAUUAAAGUAAGAAUUAAAGCACAACUGUAAGAAAUAAAGUUGCAGUUGUGAGAUAAAGUCGCAAUUACGAGAAAUAAAGUUUAAUUUGUGGGAUAGAAAUUUUGCAAUUGUGACAUACAAACUUGUGAUUAUACAUAAAUAGUCACAACUUUAAGAAAUAAGAAUGGCUUGGAAUUAAAUAACAAUUGUGAGAUGUGAAGUGAUUACAGGAGAGUCGCAGUUAUGAGAUAUAAAUCCACAAUUAUGAGAAAAAAAUUGCAAUUGUAAGAAUUAAUGUCGCAAUCAUAAAGUCACAAUUGUGAGAUAUAAAGUCAAAAUUAUGAAAAAUAUUGUAAAUAAUAAUUUUUAUUUUAUUUUUAAUUAUUUUUAUUGCAAGCCAGAAAUGAACGUUCAUAAAAAAUUGCUAGCAUUACAGUAAAAGCUUGAAAUAAGAGUUUAUAUAUUUUUAUUUUAAUGUAUUUGUCUUUUUUUAUAUUUUAUGUUUCCAUAAACAUUCCUCUUCCUCCCACUGAUCAACUCUAAUUCUUUGGAAACAAACCCCAGUACGGAUUAUCGCCUGCUGUGUGAUUUCUGAGAGUUUGUGUUUAUGAAGUCUCCCAGGUUGUUGUUUAACAGACCCCAGUGCAGCGCCAGAUUAGGGCCCAAUAAGGGAAGCGGUGAUGACGUUUGCUGUUAAGAGAAAAAGGUGUGAAUUCCAGGUCAUUGUCUGUGGCAAAGUCUCGUGUCAGUGGGUUUAAGUUUAUAAUGCUUUUGCUUUUAUAACCUCAUAUGCAAAUUUGUUGUUAACUUUGGUCAUAAAAUGUAAAUAUAAACGGAUCAGGUUUGGAGGGACUUACACAAGCUAUGAGUGGCAGGAGUCUAAUCUUAAAGCUUAAUCUCCAUGGCCAUAAUGCUUUAUGACAUGCCCGGAAUGGACCAGUAACGGUGGAUGCGGAUGGCACCAGGGCAAAGAUUAAUCAGCGGCACAUUAUUUAAAGGCCAUCAUAAGACAAAGUCCCUGAGUUGACUCCGUUUCAGUCACAGGAUGAGGCAGCUUAGAUGUUCUUGGAGCUUUGUGAAACCCUUAAUCAUCAUCAGCACACCACUGGCAUUACUACCGCUGCCACUGGUCAUCAAAACAAAGGAAGCAGAAUGUGCGUACAUCCUGAUAUUAAUGGCUGUGUACUGGAUGACGGAGGUCUUGCCUCUGUCUGUGACGGCACUUCUCCCCGCACUGCUUUUCCCUCUUUUUGGCAUCAUGAAAUCCUCCCAGGUUGCAUCUACAUAUUUCAAAGACUUCCAUUUGUUGCUUCUUGGAGUCAUCUGUCUAGCAACAGCCAUUGAGAAAUGGGGUCUUCACCGAAGAAUUGCCCUCAGAUUGGUGACUACGCUUGGAGUCAACCCUGGCAUGUUGAUGCUGGGGUUCAUGGUUGGCUGUGCUUUCCUCUCCAUGUGGUUGAGCAACACCUCAACUGUGGCGAUGGUAAUGCCAAUUGUGGAGGCAGUGAUCCAGCAGGUUUUGAAUGCAAAUGAAGAGGCAAGCAAAGACCACAAGGGGGCGUUAAAUGGCAUCGCCAACCCUGCGCUUCAGCUUGAAGAUAUUGAGGCCCAGUAUGACCAGUCUGAGAAGAUAAAAAGCAUUGAAGCAGGCAUUACAGAGCCAGUACAGACAGCUCCUGAGGAACCAGAAACUGUUAAGGCACCAACUCCACCAUAUAAUGGGAAGUACAGAACACGUGAAGAUCACAUGAUGUGCAAAGGAUUGUCACUUUGCAUUGCCUACUCCUCAUCCAUUGGGGGGCUGACCACAUUAUCAGGAACAUCCACAAACCUCAUCUUUGCUGAAUACAUCUAUCAGUACUACCCAGACUGCACCAUCAUUAAUUUUGGAAACUGGUUCGUGCUUUGUCUUCCCAUCUGCAUAAUUAUGCUGAUUUUGUCAUGGCUAUUCCUGCACUGGAUGUUCCUCGGAUCCAACUUUCGUGCCAGUCUGUGCUCCAGACAGCAAACCGAAAAGGAAAAAAUCACUGCCAAAGUGCUUCGGGAUCAGUACAACUCACUAGGGCCCAUAAGAGGCCAGGAGAUUAUCACCUUGAUCAUCUUCAUUCUGAUGGCAAUAUUGUGGUUUACGAGAAACCCAGGUUUCAUGCCAGGCUGGUCAUCACUGUUCCCUAAUUACCCAGGUUAUGCUACGGAUGCCACUGUAGCACUGUUGCUGGGUUUCAUGUUCUUCCUCAUCCCUGCACACAAACUAAAAGCAGAUCACUACGAGGCCUUGAUAACGUGGAAGGACUUCCAGGCCUGUAUGCCAUGGGAGAUCAGUCUGCUCGUGGGUGGCGGUUUUGCUUUGGCUGAAGGCACAAAGAUUUCUGGUUUAUCGUCUUGGGUUGCUGAAUUGCUGACUCCCUUGGGAAGCCUUCCUCCUUUAGCCACUGUCACCAUCGCCAGCCUUAUUGUUACCUCUAUCACAGAGGUGGCCAGCAAUGCUGCCACAAUGACAAUCUUUUUGCCUAUACUGGCCCCCUUGGCAGAGGCAAUUGGAGUCAACCCUCUGUACAUGCUGAUUCCCACGGCCCUAUCUGUGUCCUUUUCGUUCCUACUUCCAGUUUCUAAUCCUCCUAAUGCCAUUGUCUUCACAUAUGGUCAUCUGACAAGCAUGGACAUGGUGAAGGCAGGGCUGGGCGUAAACAUUAUAGGCAUUCUUACAGUCCUAUUAGCUCUCACAACAUGGGGAACACCUCUGCUUAACCUGGACACCUACCCAGACUGGGCACCAGUGGUAAACAACACUGGAGUAUGACCAUCACUGUGAAAAUUAUAGAAAUGUGAACAGUGUAGUUUUAAAAUUACAUGGGAUCCCUCGCAGUUGGCUGAACUGUUGACAGGGCAAAGUCCACAAUCCAGAUGUUUUACUUGUUUGGAUCACUUGGACAAGAAGGCAUGACGAGCUUGCCUUUACAAAUACAUCAGACUGAAUGGUUUGGGUUCCAGGAGAUGUUCGGUUUGAACGUCAUUGUUUAUAUGUUUUUGUAUUAUAAGCAGUUUUAAUAAUCUUUGGCCUUGUUUACACCUGAUAUUAAGAAGCGUUUUCUUCAAUCCAGUUACAAGUGGACGACACUAGAUACAGGUGUAAAUUGUGUCUAAAAGGUUUUGAGCUUGGUCAAAUGCGUUCGAACAACCACAAAAGACCCCAACUCUUCACCUAUUGACCUAAUGCGUAAACAUUAUGCAUUAAACGUUGUCAGCUGAAGACCUAAAUUUGGUUUGAAGAUGAAAAACGUACCAAGCACAAAGUUCUCUUACCAUUCCUGAUUUCUAACAUGCAUUCUUGCAGCUGUCAGAGCAGAAACGGAAGCUGAUGUUCGCUGUAUGUUUUUCUUUCAUCUCCGGUCACGUACAUGUGUAAAUUGCGUGAGCUUAUUUUGUUUAUUAGAUCAAAAGAUCUGAAAAAGCCCAUACAUUUACCCACUACCCUCCCCUCAAAGAAAUCAAGACAGAAAUGGUCAAAAGUGGACAAAAGAGAAAACAAAGAUUAAAACACCAGGCAUAAAUGGGAAUGUGUCUCUCUCAUCUAUUUGUGAUCUGAUCAACCAAAACACAUCUUAAUACCAGGUGUAAACAGGGCCUUUGUGAUCAUUGUCUCAAGUCUGUGAUUCCUUUUGCUAUUUACUCUUUUGAGAGGUUCAAAGAGACUAGUAAAAGCUGUUUAAAACAGGAUGCUUUGGUGAACAAUGUAUGUGCACAAUUCAACAGUGCAAUGUUUAUACAAAAUGUAUUAUAUAAAAAAUAUUUCUUAAGCUUUAAGCAGAAUUUGCAUGACAGGCUUAGUCCCGUCAGUUAACAUAGCACUUAAUGUUUUAUAUGAUUGUAUAUUUUUGUUACACUCUAGCAUGUACAUAUAUACAGAUAAGUGAACUGUAUAAGUAGAAUGUUGAAAUUACAUUGUGAACAAAAGAGAUCAAAAGUAGAGAAAGACAAAAAAUGUUCAACUUUAGACACUGACUUAACACAAACUUGCACACAACAGUGGCUAGCAAAUAAUAGCUGUUGAUUUUAGGUGAGUUACUCAGCUGUUUGGCUUCUUGCAAAAAGUGGGCAUUUCUAGCUUUUGCCCCUGUUGAGUUUCAAGGGCGUUAGUCAGAGUAUUCUAUGUUUUUUUUUGUUUUGUUUUUUAUAGUAGUCAACAUUUGAAGUGGAUCAAAACCUUUCAUCAAAGUUGCCUAAAACCUUCUUCUUAGAACAACUUUGAUUAACUUUUUUGAUCCACUUCAAAUGUUGACUACUGUAGUUCAAAGAACAUAGACAUAUUUUGUUUUUAAAUUUACAAUGUGUUUUUGUUUCAAUACUAUUUUAAAAUUCACCUCACAGAAUACUGCACUUUGAAUGGAAACUCAGCAUUGAGUUUGGUUAACAUCUAUUGCUCAUAUGUGCUUCUUGUGAGAUGUUUCUUGUUACGACUAAAACUGUGAGACAAUUA
This is a messenger RNA of Megalobrama amblycephala (Wuchang bream), 5280 nucleotides long. It is a transcript of the gene slc13a1, whose product is annotated as solute carrier family 13 member 1. Gene Ontology annotation, molecular function: sodium:sulfate symporter activity. NCBI's taxonomy places the organism in Eukaryota, Metazoa, Chordata, Actinopteri, Cypriniformes, Xenocyprididae. The record is from RefSeq and is a predicted model, not a curated record. Gene Ontology annotation, cellular component: membrane. The transcript has 15 exons. The coding region runs from base 1849 to 3603 and encodes 584 amino acids. Gene Ontology annotation, biological process: monoatomic anion transmembrane transport.